AUGCCUGCCAUGUUCUUCCGCUUCCAUAUGCUUACGUACCUCCUCUACCUCACCGUGAUAUCCAUCGAGGAGACAUUCGCCUUCUCCGGGUACUCUGUUAUGCCGACGAGCUUCUUCCUGGGCGGGAUCGCUCGCAGGAUGGAUAUGCAUUUGCUCAGUGGGGCGGAAGGGAAUUUCGGCCCGUGGGGGAUCCUCGAUUGGAUUUGUGGGACUACUGUGGGAGGAGAUGAGGAUGAGGAGGAGUUGGAGGAGGCUCUGAGGUUGCUGAUGCAAUGUGCUGUACGGAUAUACGGGUCAUGUUCUAGAAGGUUGGGGUAUGUGCCCUAA
Aspergillus oryzae RIB40 is the source of this 327-nucleotide messenger RNA. Its product is annotated as sterol desaturase family protein. The transcript has 2 exons. The record is from RefSeq and is a predicted model, not a curated record. The coding region runs from base 1 to 327 and encodes 108 amino acids. NCBI's taxonomy places the organism in Eukaryota, Fungi, Ascomycota, Eurotiomycetes, Eurotiales, Aspergillaceae.